AGGGUUUAGCAGUUUGGAACAGAGCCGGUGUUGAAACAGGAAGUGCGGCGAGAGCUGUACUGUUUGUUUGACGGUUGAGAGUUUACCGGAAGCUGCUGUAACGAGCGCGAGCUGCAGAUGAGUGUUAGCCAUGCAUUUAAGCGCUGACAGUUGAUUAGCCGCAGUGAGGUGUGGAGCAGAUCCCAGUGUACAGUGUAUUCUGCUGAUUUCACAGUCAGCAUGGGAGCGGAGAGCAGUGGGUUGAGGGGCUGUGUGCUGGAAGAACCGUCAGUGACACUGCCUUCAGGCCUCAACAUGUUCUCCGCUGUACUGCAGGAUGGAAAACCAGCCUCGGUCUUCGUCUACAAGCAGGGCAAUGACGACAAAGUGAACAAAGCCGCCAAGCACCUGAAGACUCUGAGACACCCGUGUUUGCUGCGCUUCCUGUCCUGUUACAUGCAGGAUGGAGGCAUACACCUGGUGACGGAGAGGGUGACGCCUCUGGGGCUGCUGCUGGGGAAUCUCACGCCCGAGGAGAUCUGCGCUGGCAUCUUCGAUCUGCUGCAGGCUCUCGUGUUCCUCCACGACAGGGGAAAAUCGAGCCACAACAACGUGUGCAUGUCGUCCGUAUUCGUCAGCGAUGACGGACACUGGAAGCUCGGCGGGAUGGAAACAGUCUGCAAAUUUUCUGAAGCGACGCCAGAGUUUCUCGCCAGCGUUCAGACGGCCAGAGAGAGCAGCGACGUGCCUCCGGAGGAGAAGCUUGCCGGAUUCAAGACGCUUCCCGAAAAACACGCCCACGCACGGGACGCCUUCUCUUUCGGUGUGCUGGUCGAGGCCCUCCUCCCCUUGCUGAGCAGUUACGUGUCAGAUGAACUGCUGGAGAGUCUGAGGAGCACGCUGCAGGUCAGCCUGUUAACCUCUGACCCCACGCUGCGGCCGGCCCUCAGUAGCCUACUGACCCACGAGUUCUUCAGCAGGAAUGACUUUCUGGACAUCAUGAACUUCCUAAAGAGCUUGACUUUAAAAUCGGAGGAUGAAAAGCACGAGUUCUUUAAAUUUCUCCUGGACCGCGUUCACAGCCUCCAUGAAGAACUAAUCGCUACUCGUUUGGCACCGAAACUUUUAAAUUCUUUGGUGUUUGCCGAACCCACUGCUGUGAAAAGCUUCCUGCCUCACCUGCUACAGCCCAAAAAGGAUUCAGCCGGACGCGUCGGGGAGCAGUGCCUGCUGUCCGUCCCGCUGUACCGGAGACACGUGGUGCCACAUCUUCUGAAGCUAUUUAAAGUGAAUGAGGAACACGUCCGCGUGGUGCUCCUCUCCCACAUCCACGUCUACGCCGAGUUUUUCUCACACGACGAGCUCAAGAACCAGAUCCUACCUCAGGUGUUGCUGGGAAUGAGAGACACAAACGACGCUCUGGUUGCCAUGACCCUGCAAAGCCUGGCGGUCCUGGUGCCCUUACUAGGGGCGCAGGUGGUGGUGGGAGGCGAGAGGACCAAAGUCUUUAAGCGCACCACCCCAAACUUCACCAAGUCCACUGAGGCUACGCCUGAAAACUCGCCGGUUCAUAUUGUUGAAGAGUCUUUGCCUCGGAGUUCGCAGCCAAGCAGAGUAACAAGUCUGUUGCCUAAGCACUUAGAAUGUGAAGAAGUCAUUCUGGAGAAGCUGAACUCUUUCCAAUCCGUCAAAAGAGAUGCUCACUUGCCCUCGACAUCAAAUCCAGUGCUACACGGAAAUAUGGCUCUUCCCUUAAAUGGCUUAAGCGAAGAGAAGAAGGUACAGAACGGCGUCAGAACAGAGGACCCAGACGAGGACUGGCCCGACUGGGAGGACGCGGGGGAGAAAUCUGGCAAAUACCAGCCUGUGCAAAUUAGCAUACAGUCUACAGACAGUGACUCAGAUUUCCCAGCAACUACUGCCCAUGAUGAAGGACCCUGGGAUGAUUUUGACGAUUCUGAGGUCAUCUCCAAGCACUCAAGUGCCACACCUCAGCCGGUCCCAGCGGCGAGGUCCUUAAACGACCGUAGUGCCGCACCGACUUCUGGCCCUGCGAGAGAGUCGAAAGCACUCAAACUGAGUACUGCUUCAGUAAAAACCGCAUCUGGCCCAAAGAACGUGUCUUCAGAUAAAGCCUGGGAGCAGAACGUCAUAGAUACCAGGCCUAGCGAACGAGGUGUCGCUCCAGAAGCCAAGCUAAAAAAUGGACCCAGGAGUGCAGGAUCUGGAGGCUUAGGAGAAGAGUUCACCAUCGAGGUGAAAAAGAAACCAGAUAAAGAUCCAGAGCUGGACCUUUUUGCUGACAUGGUACCUGAUAUAAAGAUGUCUUCAAGCAUGUUCUUACCCAUGGGGGGUUUAGUCAGCAAGCCUGAAGGACUUCGAGCUGCAGCAGGAUCUCACACUGAGCCAGACACUACACACUUAAACACAAUGGAACUGACCGCCAAGUUCGCUGCAGCCGAUCUGACCGAGGCUGAUGCAGAGGCCUGGGGUGACAGCGAUAUCAACUGGGAAGACGAGAACACGUGGUCAUGACCGCUGGACCUGUAAACGAGACUGUGCACAGGAAGACGGUCGAAGUGUUCAAACCGAGUCUGUGGCCAUCGCGACCAGCUGAAGUGCCCUUUUAACACUAGCGGAAGCGCAGAAGUGUAGCUUUAGUGCUACUCAUUUGGACAACGCUGCAUUUUCUUCCCCUGCUGCAUUUGUGGGGAUUCUAAAUACAUCACACUCAUUUUAAAAUGCGACGCUUUAUAGGGGGUUACCUUUUUGUUUAUUUUUUGCUGGCUCACUUAUUAACAUUGUACAAGAGGGCACUAAGCCAUAACGGAAGAUGUGAAAGCCAUUACCAGUGAUAUUUAUUGCAAUUGCAACAAAACCACUUGAUAUAAUUCUGAAGGGAUAACAAUCAACAGUCGGUGGCAGGAGAUUUGCAAUCAAGUGUGAUGUGAUGUUUGAGACUGGUCUCUCUUUUAAGCUGCACAAACAAUGAAACCGUGUCGAGUCCCACGCCUUCUCUUUCAUCUCACCACUAGGUUUUCUGGGAAAUGUGUGUAGCGCUUUGCCAAAACCUGACAGAAAUGUUUGGCUCUGGCAUUCGUUCUCAGAUUUUAUUUUUCCUUUGUGCCAACAUGAGAUCCGCUUAUAUGGAACAGCCAGUGUCAACUUCAUCCUAUAUGUAUAGUGUACUGUUUUAGGGGUGGGGUUUUGCUGGAAGAGAGAAUUAUAAUUUAUUUGUAUUUGUCAGAUGCUGAUUAAAUAAAUAAAAAAAGGUUUUAAGGUA
Molecule: messenger RNA, 3262 nt
Organism: Silurus meridionalis
Lineage: Eukaryota; Metazoa; Chordata; Actinopteri; Siluriformes; Siluridae
Gene: scyl3
Product: SCY1-like, kinase-like 3
Exons: 14
Coding region: 220-2514 (764 amino acids)
Biological process (GO): protein phosphorylation
Molecular function (GO): ATP binding; protein kinase activity
Source: RefSeq, a predicted model, not a curated record